Heterostelium album PN500 is the source of this 618-nucleotide messenger RNA. RefSeq lists its product as uncharacterized. The transcript has 2 exons. NCBI's taxonomy places the organism in Eukaryota, Evosea, Eumycetozoa, Acytosteliales, Acytosteliaceae. The record is from RefSeq and is a predicted model, not a curated record. The coding region runs from base 1 to 618 and encodes 205 amino acids.
AUGUCUGAUAAUAAUAGUAAUAAUAGUGAUAGUAAUAAUAAUAAUAAUAAUAGUAAUAAUGAAAAUAAAACUACUUCAUAUCUAGAACAAAAGGUACAAAAAUAUUUAGAUGAAAAUCCACAACCUAAAUUUGUAAACAUGCCAGUGUUUGUUACUAAAGACAUGCCUUUGUCUACAUUCUUUUUGACGUCGGGUGCUUUGAUAUCGUUUGGUUUUCUUCUUGGUAUAAUGCUAGGUACAAGAAAAACUGGUGGUAUAAAGACAACUCUGCGUAAUGCACCACCAGGUACACUUGCCUAUACAGCAAAGGCAUUGUUUGGUGGAACUCUUCUAUGUUUUGGUACAACAGGUGUUGCUUUAUAUGCAUUAAAGAAAUAUAAUAAUAUACAGACUGUUGAUGAAUUUGGAAAGUUUAUGAGUUCAAAAUUGUUUGGAAUCGAUCAUACAAAGAGGAGAAAUCAAUUGAUAUUGGAAGAAGAAAGAAUGAAAUCUGUUGUUGGUGCCGAAGAUCAGAGUAAAUAUGAUAAUGUUGAUGACGAUGAAGAUGUUCACGAUGUAAUUAGUGCAAUUUGGAAACCAGAGAAUGAUAUCUCUAGUAGUCAAAAGAAAGAAGAAUAA